AUGUCGGACUCAACAAUGCAAACCCUAGACGCAGAACCAUCGUCUCCUUCAACAACCAUCGAUUCCAAACCUCAAAUCUCAUCUCCGCUUCCGUCGUCAAUGCUCAGACUCUGGAGACAAGCUGCCCAGCGCAAUCUUAGAAACCAGUGGUCACAAUUGGCAUUGCUUAAGGAUCAAUGGUUCUCUAUUUCUUCCACCGCAAGAUCUUACGCUUCAGCUCUCGUCAAUGCUCAUCUUUCUCAAAGGUACAUGCCUGAUAUGAAGUUGGGUGUUUUGAGCAAUCUGUCUGAUAUAAGAAAGAGAGCUUGUUUUAAACUAUUCCAGCAGCAGAAACUUCAGAGGAGCCAAUUAUUGCUGUCUUAUAAGGACAUGGUGGGCGUUGUAAGUAAAAUGAUCAAUGUUAGCAGAUCAAUGAAAUGUUUUUUCAGAAGAUCAAACAAUAGUUCACUGUUACAAUUUUCCCAUUACUAUAAAGACCAGAGUGACUCUGGAGAUAGUGGAGAUGGUGGUGGAAUUCCGGUGUUUGCAUUCUUAUCAAUCUCUUCGCAUGAGAAAUUGGUGGAGGAGCUGGUUCAGAUGUUCAGAUUGGAACUGUGUUUGAAGCGCCUACUUGUUCUUGAAUUUAUGUUCAUUGGUGAUGAUGCUUCACAAGUAAACCAGCUGCAUUGGUCAUCUCAGAUUUAUGCUGAUGAAUUCAAAGAUUUGAGUGACUGCAAUCUGUUUUGUGAGGUGACCCGUGUACCAGUUCCGCCAAGAUUGAGGGAGGGGAAAUCUGACAUGGGUUCUAUAAGAUUCGACAACCAACCUAACCCAGAGGUUUUACAGGUUUAUUUAACAUUGUGGCUUGCAGGGAUGAACAUAAACAAUUCCAGGGUGAAUGAAAUAUUUGAAGUUGUUGGGGAAGAAAUGCACGUUAGCAUAGGUUAA
Messenger RNA from Lathyrus sativus (Indian pea), 927 nucleotides. NCBI's taxonomy places the organism in Eukaryota, Viridiplantae, Streptophyta, Magnoliopsida, Fabales, Fabaceae. The record is from the annotation of a GenBank genome assembly.